This is a messenger RNA of Xenopus laevis (African clawed frog), 5302 nucleotides long. RefSeq names its product Sp7 transcription factor S homeolog (gene sp7.S). Gene Ontology annotation, cellular component: cytoplasm; nucleus. The transcript has 2 exons. Gene Ontology annotation, biological process: osteoblast differentiation; positive regulation of transcription by RNA polymerase II; regulation of transcription by RNA polymerase II. The record is from RefSeq and is a predicted model, not a curated record. The coding region runs from base 123 to 1406 and encodes 427 amino acids. NCBI's taxonomy places the organism in Eukaryota, Metazoa, Chordata, Amphibia, Anura, Pipidae. Gene Ontology annotation, molecular function: RNA polymerase II cis-regulatory region sequence-specific DNA binding; DNA-binding transcription factor activity, RNA polymerase II-specific.
AAGUGGGUAGGAGAGGUGCGUGUUGGAUAAGCCCGAGGGCUGUGGGUGGAUCACAAGAUCCCUGUGAGGAGCAAAGCAGCCCGUGCAGUCAGAUCUCCAGGAGCCUCACACUGAGGAGGGGUAUGGCAUCUCCCAUGAUAGAGGAAGAAGCUCGUUAUGUUUCCAGCCCUUUAGCAAUGCUCACUGCUGCCUGCAACAAGUUUGGGGGUUCCAGCCCUAUGAGGGAUUCCACAGUUUCAGCCAGAUCUGGAGUGAAGAAGCCAUACAGCCAAACCAAUGACUUCAGUGCUUCAAAACUAAUGGGGGACGGAUAUUCUUCAACAUACUUAGGGGGAAGCAAUAUAAUGACGCCAUGUGGGACACCCCCUGCACUUUCAAACUAUGGAGGAGACUUUGGAUCUUUCUCUCAUUCCUUCCCUUCCUCUUCAGGUUGCCAAGAGCCCAAGAGUCUCUCACCAGCAGAGUGUGUGCCUAGUGUAUACACAUCAUUAGAUAUGGGACAUGCAUAUGGCUCAUGGUACAAAACAGGCAUCCAUCAUCCUUCUCUGUCUAGUUCACCCCCAGGCAGUGGUGGUUCAUGGUGGGACAUGCAUCCAAAUACAAACUGGCUAGGAAACCAAUCACAGCCAGAUGGGCUGGCAGCUUCUAUGCCACCAGUAACAAGUCCAGUAGGCAUGAGCACCCAAUAUAGUGCAGAAUACACCACUCUUACCCCUGCCUCAUACCCCUCUGUGGGUUUUCCCUCCAUCUCUCCUUCCUCAAGCCCAUCCCCAUCUUCACACCUUCUGUCACCUUCCCAGCACACAUUGGCUCCAGAAAUGUACAAGCCAAAACUUUUGGCUGCUAACCCCUUGCUAGAAAGUCCAGGGUCAUUAAAGGCCCAAAGGGGGACAUCAUAUGGGAACUCUGGGCGUCCGUCAUGUGACUGUCCAAACUGCCAGGAGCUGGAGAGGCUUGGAGCUUCUGCUGCAGGUCUGAAGAGGAAGCCGGUGCACAGCUGUCACAUCCCUGGCUGUGGUAAAGUGUACGGUAAAGCCUCACAUCUCAAAGCUCACCUACGCUGGCACACAGGAGAGCGUCCUUUUGUUUGCAACUGGCUUUUCUGUGGCAAACGCUUCACCCGUAGCGAUGAGCUUGAGCGCCAUGUGCGCACCCACACACGUGAGAAAAAGUUCACUUGCCCACUCUGUGCAAAAAGGUUCACCCGCAGCGACCACUUGAGCAAGCACCAGCGAAGUCAUGUGGAUCAGCCAGGAGCAAAAGAUGAUGGAGUUCAAGGAGAUGGAGGAGCAGUGAGCGAGAACUCUGGUGAAAAAGGCAUGGCAUUAGCUGACAGCCCACCAGCCAGUGGUAGCCAAGAAAGGGCAUCUGGUAGCCCUGGCCAAGGAGGAUUGUUAGAAAUAUGAUGCUGAUAAACUCCGAUAACAAGCCACCUUACUGGAACUGUACAGCAGAUGAAAAAGUGAAGUAAAAAAAAAUAGGCUGAUGACUGUGCCUAAACUCUUGGCUCUUGAGCCAUAAUGGAAACAGUGUGUAAACUCUAUAUCAUGUUUAAAUAUUUGCAAAGACAUCCCCCCUGGUAGUUUGUGUUCUUUGCACAAGAGGAUUGAUGUCUUAUGUGAUGAGCUAUUUAUAGUGUUAAGAUACAAAAUCUAAUUGUAACAAAAAUAUGAGCUAAUUGGUCUAAUACACAAGGGUUUUACUGCACCGUACAACCCAGUGGUUCAUGAAGCUGAAAAAAACCUCUCUGGCACUAGAGAUACAUCCAGUACAAGUAAAAAUAGUGUUAUUGCAUGAUCUGCAUUCUUUAUGAUAAAAUAUGAGCAGAGGUGCAGCAGCGUCAUAUGACCUAAAAGGGCAACUGCAAACUGGCAGCCAUGCCACUGAAUAGAAUACACAGAAUUGUUAUAAUCCUGAAAGAGAAAUGUCCUGGGGGUCUAGUUUAGACCUGUGUAGUCUAAAUUUUGUAAACAAAAUUUGUACUUUUCUGUCAGGUAUUCUGGGGUGAGAAAUUUUUCUCCCCGGCCGAACCGAAUCCUAAUUUGCACAUGCAAAUUAGGGUCAGGGAGGGAAAUCACGUGACUUUUUUGUCACAAAACAAGGAAGUAAAAAAUGUUUUCCCCUUCCCACUCCUAAUUUUCAUAUGCAAAUUAAGACUCGGUUCGGUAUUCAGCCGAAUCUUUCACAAAGGAUUCGGCCGAAUUUAAAAUAGUGGAUUCGGUGCAUCCCUAUAUAUAACUGUGUAUUUAUGCCAACAGCAUGGUCUUUAAAAGGCAGCACUCUCUGAAGAACCCGGUUUAAGAAAAACAACCUCUGUACCACUGUAAAACAAAUAGUAGAUAAUUAAGUGUAAAUAUGGGGUUCUGGUCCCUCAGGUAUUCUAUGUAAGUGGCACAUAUGCAUGGAAUGGUUUUAUGGCUAUGGAAGAGCAAAGCUGCUCUAGGUUCAGUAUUCCUAUUCAUCUAUGUGCACUUGGGAGGUUGCGGAAACUCAUUAAAAGGGAACAAUAACCUUAACUAAAGCCUUUUGUUUGAUUUAAGGCCCCCAUACACAGGCCAAUAAUAGCUGCCGACAGAGUCAUCUGACGGGCUUCCCUGAUCGAUAUCUGGUUGAAAGUCGGCCAGAUCUCGAUCGGACGGGUUAAAAAAUCCAGACUGAUUGCAGCCGCAUCUGUGCGUGUAUGUGGUCCUGCGAUCCGUCCGUAACGGAUCCAUUAUCGCCGAUAUCGCCCAUUUCAAUGUGGGCAUAUUGGGGAGAGAUCCGCUCGUUUGGCGACAUCGUUUUUAAAAAAUUUGUAAAAAUUAUAUUAAGAAACAGUAAUGCCAUAAAGUGAAAAUGUUUGAAGAAUAAUGUUGUUUUCCUAUUCUUUUUGUGUUUGGCUCAUGGCACAUGUAGCAUUUUCUUUGUGAAAAAAAAGCCAGAUCUCAUCUGUGCCUCAUGUCAUUGACUAUAAUGGAAACCUGCUAGAUGAUGCUCAAAUGCACGUUUUUGGAGCAAGAUUAAUCUCCCGCAGAUUUCUAUUAUAGUCAAUUAUGAGUUGCAGCCAGGUUCUGGCAGCAAAUAAACACUGCUCCCCUUAGUGCUCUCGCUCCUUCCGUGGUCAUGUAUGGCCGCUUUUAUUUUAAUGAAUACAAGACAUUUUUAUGGUGUUACAGGUCAUUUUAUACAUCACUCCAGGCUCAUCAGGAUGGAAUUUAAACAUUUGUCGCAUUAUAUCAGAUGUCAGGAAAUAGUUCAAACACCUGAAAAGAAAAUUAUUCAUUCAGGUCAACAUUCAGGUUUUGGUAUCCCUAUAUUAUAAUGUAAAAAUGCUAAACAAAACCCCACCCAGUCUAUUGUGGUCAGUGUUUGUCUUACUUGGUACAUAUUCAUGACCUGCCCAAAGGCCCAGCAAAACAAAACUAAAAGCAUUUUACUGUAUAUAGUAUUGUGUUCUCUAGUAAUCACCCAGAUUUUGUACAAAGAAAAAAUGUGUGUACCGCUACAUAGGUCAUUUUUACUAUUUGUGUGUUCAUUUGAUAAUAUGCAUUUUUUUUAACUUAAUGCACAAUAGAUAUUCUCUUUAAUUUAACUGUUUGUAUAUAUGGAUAAGAGAGAGGGCAAUGUGCCUUGUGCUUGAACGUGAAAGUGCUGUUAAAAUGUUGCAUCCCAUAGUGGUGCUAAACAGGCUCUUCCACUGUGAUUCCAUUCGUGCGUGGGCCGAUGUGUGAACAAUGUGGGUCCCACUGAUGGUGAAUGCUGUGGAAAUGUUGAAGUGCACUUUCAUAAACUGUAUUAAUAUUGCACUCUGUACUGUAAGCUGUGGGGAAGCUAGACAUUCAAAUGAUUAGUUACCUGUAAAAUUAGAUGUAUUUACUACAGACAUUACUUCUUUUUUUUUAAAGAGUUUUUUGUGUGUUUUAAAACCUAUAUGUAUUGUUACAAACAUAAGUUUUAUAAGGUUAAAGUCAAAAUGGUGAAACUUGAUGUUACUAGGCCAUACAGAAAAAUCAUGUUAGGGCUCCCUUACUUUCCAAAAACUCACUUGCGUCAUAUAUAUAUAUACAUGUAUAUAGAUCUAAAGGUGGCCAUAGACAUAGAGAUCUGCUCGUUUGGAGAUGUCGCCAAACGAGCGGAUCUCUCCCCGGUGUGCCCACAUUGAAGUGAGCGAAAUCAGGUUGAUCCGAUCAUUGGGCCAUCAUAUUGCAUCCGAAAUGGGAGGUCGGAUUGCGGGGGCCACAUGAAUGCACAGAUGCGGCCGCAACGAGAUUUUUUAACCUGCCCAAUCAAGAUCUGCUGACUUUCAGGCAGAUAUCGAUUGGGCAAGCCCGUCGCAUGGCCCCACACACGGACCAAUAAGCUGCCGACUCGGUUUGUUGGCAGCUUUUAUUGGCCCGUGUAUGGGGGCCUUUACACAUUCAACCUUUAACGAUCCUGCCCCCCCCCGGCAGCCACCGGUUCCUCUGUUUCUACAUUCCUGCACCUCAUGGUACUUAGGUGAAUUUUAUGAAAUGUAUGACCCCUGUAAUGAAAUUAUGACUGUCCAUAUGUUUUCAAUACAAACAUUGCCAACCCAAAGUAUUCUAUUUGAAUGUUUCACGUACAGACAAUUGGAUGAAAUAAGAUUCAUAUCCCCAUAUGUAAUAAAAAGGCACUAAGUUUGCCCAGGAGCAGUAACCCAUAGCAACCAAUAAAAUGCUUGCUUUUAAACAGGUGACCAGUAAAUGCUACCUGCUGAUUGGUUGCUAUGGGUAACUGCUUGUGGGCAAACUUAGUGCCUUUUAUUACAGAACCCCAAUAAUGUAUUUUACAGAUGAAUCAAAUAAUAUCACAUAAGGUUAUAAACUGCAAUCAGUAUUACCAGAAAUCCAAUUUAAUGUCUAAGCAACUCCGCCUUAGGGAGACGUAGAGAGAUGCAAGACUAUUUUAGGGAGCAAUUGCUCAGGUUCUGGAAGGGCCAAAUUGUUUUAGUUCUUUAAACUCUAAUCCCAACACCCUCACCAACCAAGAGAGUAAAAAUAGAAGUAACAGGCCAAGCACCUACUUGGAAAAUAGGGUAAGAAAGUGUAACUUCACCACUGAUACUGUGCUUUGUGCGACACAAUGCAUUUUCCUCUAAGGAUCGCUGGCAAGUAAGCACUGAAACUACUUACUAGACAGACCCCUUAGAAAUGUGUUGCCUGCCCCUAAGCAGUACCUAAUAAACUGAUGCUAAGGGAUGACCUUAUAUUUUAAGUGUGUGUGUAACUUACUUUCGAGUCUAUUUUAUUUGAAUUUCUUAUUUAUUUGUAUUUUGUGCUUCAAUAAAUAAUAAUGAUAUAUA